AGACAUCCCCUUGGAUUGUGCCGUCUUGGUGAUUUUUCUCACUUCCUGAAACAGGAGGGCUCUAACUCCGGGAGGACUUCUGUAAUGGUGUGUGAGGACUGACUCCCAGAACCCUGCCUGACCUCUGACCUGGCAGCAUGGGCAGGAUCAGCCUCUCCUGUCUUCUUCCUGCUUCCUGGCACUUCAGCAUCUCUCCAGUGGGGUGUCCCCGAAUUCUGAACACCAACUUGCGCCAGAUUGUCGUCAUUGGCGUUCUGGCUGCUGCCGUAUCACUUUUAUACUUCUCUGUUGUCAUAAUCCGAAAUAAGUAUGGGCGGCUCUCCAGAGACAGGAAGUUUCAAAGGUACUUGGCACGAGUUACUGACAUCGAAGCUACCGACACCAAUAACCCCAACGUGAACUAUGGUAUCGUGGUGGACUGCGGCAGCAGCGGGUCUCGGAUAUUUGUCUAUUGCUGGCCGAGGCAUAACGGCAAUCCUCACGAUCUGUUGGAUAUCAGACAGAUGAGGGAUAAAAACCGAAAGCCUGUGGUUAUGAAAAUAAAACCCGGCAUUUCAGAAUUUGCUACCUCUCCAGAGAAAGUCAGUGAUUACAUCUCUCCACUCUUGAACUUUGCUGCAGAGCAUGUACCACGGGCAAAGCACAAAGAGACCCCUCUCUACAUUCUCUGCACAGCUGGAAUGAGAAUCCUCCCUGAAAGCCAGCAGAAAGCCAUUCUUGAAGACCUUCUGACCGACAUCCCUGUGCACUUUGACUUUCUGUUUUCUGACUCUCAUGCAGAAGUAAUUUCCGGGAAACAGGAAGGUGUGUAUGCUUGGAUUGGCAUUAAUUUUGUCCUUGGACGAUUUGAGCAUAUUGAAGAUGAUGACGAGGCAGUUGUGGAAGUUAACAUCCCUGGUAGCGAAAGCAGCAAAGCCGUCCUCCGUAAGAGAACAGCCGGUAUUCUCGACAUGGGAGGCGUGUCGACCCAGAUAGCGUACGAGGUCCCCAAAACUGUAAGCUUUGCCUCCUCACAGCAGGAGGAAGUAGCUAAGAACCUGCUGGCUGAAUUUAACUUGGGAUGUGAUGUUCACCAAACUGAGCAUGUGUACCGUGUCUAUGUGGCCACGUUUCUUGGGUUUGGUGGCAAUGCUGCCAGACAGAGAUAUGAAGACAGAAUAUUUGCCAGCACAGUUCAAAAGAACAGGCUCCUGGGGAAACAGACUGGGCUGACUCCUGAUACUCCAUACCUGGACCCCUGCCUGCCCCUGGACAUUAAAGAUGAAAUCCAGCAAAACGGUCAGACGCUGUUCCUGCGGGGAACAGGGGACUUUGACCUGUGUCGAGAGACCAUCCAGCCUUUCAUGAACAAAACGAACGAGACGCAGACCUCCCUCAAUGGGGUCUACCAGCCCCCUAUUCACUUCCAGAACAGCGAAUUCUACGGCUUUUCCGAAUUCUAUUACUGCACGGAGGAUGUGUUGCGGAUGGGGGGCGACUACAGCGCCGCUGCAUUCACUAGAGCCGCGAAGGAUUAUUGUGCAACAAAGUGGUCGGUCUUGCGGGAACGCUUCGACCGAGGACUGUAUGCCUCUCACGCCGACCUCCACAGGCUCAAGUAUCAGUGCUUCAAAUCUGCCUGGAUGUUUGAGGUGUUCCAUAGGGGCUUCUCAUUUCCCAUCAACUACAGAAGUUUAAAGACAGCCUUGCAAGUUUAUGACAAGGAGGUUCAGUGGACCCUCGGAGCAAUCCUCUACAGGACCCGCUUUUUACCCUUGAGAGACAUCCAGCAGGAGACCUUCCGGGCCAGCCACGCGCACUGGCGGGGCUUCUCCUUCGUGUACAAUCACUACCUGUUCUCCGGCUGCUUCCUGGUGGUCCUGCUCGCCAUCCUCCUCUACCUGCUGCGGCUGCGGCGCAUCCACAGGCGGGGCCCCCGCGGCGGCGCGACCGCCACCCUCUGGCUGGAGGAGGGCCUGCCCUCCCAGAAGAUCGCGGGUACCUUGUGAACCAGACUCACAGCCCCCGGAAGACUCUAAAGGAAAAGCCAUUUUUGCCUCAGGGUUUCUCCUCUUCCUUCUCGUGUGGUGGUUUUCCUUCUCCCUUUUGGUUUCCCUGAAACAAAAACAAAGUCCAUUGUUCGUAAACUGUGCUGCCCUAGAAGUACUGCUGUUAGCCGUUCUGUGUGCGGCUUUAAACUGAGGAGUAGGAAAAAGGGAAAGUCACUUCGUUUUUGCUGCAUAGGACACAUGCCAAGAAAUCACUCUGACACUGGAGGGAAACGCCAAGGCUGCUUUCCGCCAGCGGGGUGGGACGGCGGGGGUGCUUUCGCAGAACCAGACACCGACUGACUGAACUGAAAUCCUCUUUCUCCCUCUGUCCUGAAAGCACUAACCUGAAGAGGUGCUGUGUAGUUUUACUUACUGUUCUGGGCUGUUGCUAUUUGUUUUCUUUGCAGGUUUAAAAAACCAAAACCAUUUAUAUCCAACUUAGAGAGAUAUUGGCACCGGGAGGGAACGGUGUUUUAAACUGAGAGUGCAGAGACCUGAAAAAUAGGAAGUAACGACCAGAGCGCUGUGUGUGUGUGUGAGAGAGAGAGAGAGAGAGAGAGAGAUGCUGAUGAAAGAAAAUGAGGCAACACAGUACUCUUACUUUUAAAAGCACACACUUCAGAAUUCAGUGUUUCAUUUCAUUUCGUUUAGAAAAAUCAGUCCCCAUUACUGUUGUCUUUUCCUGAUCACAGGUACUUUCUUUACCCCGUCUUUCAGCAGCCUUAGAACACUGUGUGUGUGAGCGAGUUGGAAAAUUCAUGGUCUCGCUGGUUUCGGUGCUCGUAGAACCAGAGCUGGUACACGCCAGUAGGCACGUCAGGAUUUCUCGGUAGAAUAUUUGUGCUUGUUGGGUUGUGUCCAGUUUCUUCAUCUUCAGGUUGGUACCCACCCCACUGUUACUUAUCAAUUGUCUCAGCAGUUUUACCUCGGAGACCCCACGCUUAGCCUGACAGAGUCUCCUUAUUACCUUGUGGUUGAGGUGGUGUCGGCAAUUCCACUGUAAAUCCGACCAAGAGAAGAAUUUCAUCCGAAAAAAAAAUCAGCUCACAUUUUGAGGAUAACAAGUUUGACAGUUUAAACAAAAACCUAAAAAGGACAGCUGGAUUGAUGUGUGUGUGAUUGGUUGUUUUUCAUCUAUUCAUUUAGUUUAGAAGCUUCGGGAAUUCUCAUACAUUAUUUUUAGGUGAUACUCUUUGCGUGUAUGUGUGUGUGUGUGUGUGUGUGUGUGUGCACGCACACGUGCACACUAUUUCCUAACUCCAGAACAGCUAAAUUCAUCUAGUUGGUAGCAAAUGUAUAUUUUGAGAACCAUCAGCUGCUUUUUUAAAAAAAUUACUGGUGAGAGAAAGAAUUCUGAUUCUGAAGCCCUUAUUUAAUUUAGAAAAAAAUUGGAUUUUUAUCUUGAUUAUUAACUACUUAAAAAAUAUGGCAUACUGUAUAUUGAUGGCUUAAAAGAUUACAAAUUUAUGAAAGAAAUGCAGAUCCUCUUACUCUGCUCUUCAAAGUGAGUAUUCUGACAAUGGAAAAGCUUUUGGUAGACAGUUUACCUCUCAAAUACAAAAAGCAGCUUGGAGGAGCUGUGUGAUGUUACAGCAUCUGAUGUGUAGAAAGACUUGUUUCAGAGAGGGUGGAGACAAAUGUGUCUCGAAAAGUCCAGCUUCUUUAAAUGCUGGUCCCCAGCUGUUUAGACCCUCGGUCCCUGGUAAACACUGUUCCUUAACAAGACGCAGCCGCACAUGGAUGCCCCAGAGGCAGUGAGCUGGCCUGCUUCUCCUUGACUUCUUACAGGGGUUUGCCCUGGGGGCUGUGGGUGGCGUUAGUGGUGAAGAGGAAGGAAGUUUACAUACUAGCUUUUCUACCACCAGCCAUUUGGAGUAGUAAGGCCCUAACCUGCAGAAUGAAAAUUUCCCAAUGCCUAGAGUAUGUGAUUUUGCCUUUCAAAUCAAGGCAAGGAGAAGCCAGCACAGGCUCAGAUUUAAAUAGGCCUUAAUGAAGACUUCCUACUAUAAAAAAACGCUUCUUAAAUCAAGGAUGCUCAUCUGGUCCAGCUCUGUACUAUUCGGGGAGCGGAGUAGAGACCAGCACGGAAGACCCAAGGCUGAGCACUCCCCUGCCAGGACCUACCUCACUCCCCAAAAGAAGUCCCCAGAUGAGGGUUCCAAGGCCCCGUGGCCUUGUGCUCUGCACAGUUAGGUGCCAUGUCCUGCACAGGGCAAGUCUAGGAGACCCUUGAGCCGAGAACAGUGUUCCAGUUUUUAAAGGGUCAUUAAAGAAAGAAAAAUAAAAAGUGAUGGAAAACUAAAAAGCAACAGGGACUACGUGUGAUCUGUAGAGCCUCAAAUAUUAACUAAAUGUCCCUUCACAGAAGAUGCUGCUGACCCUGCACAAAAAGUCUGUUCAAGAACAGGUUCAUAGCCCCAUCCUCUUCAUUCCGGAAGGUCGCUGCCACUCGUGGGCACAAAGAGAUGGGCAAGAACAGUGACCAGACUUCAAUCUUAAAAUAGUUGUUUUUGCACCAGAAUUUCACUUGUUAUCUUUUCCUCUAGAUUCUUUUCAAGAUCAGUUUUCUAAUAAACCAGGAAAAAUACUGCCCCCCACCCCCCGCCAGCAAUUUUAAACAUGCUGUUCAGGGCUCACUACAUUGCGUUGAGACGUCUGCAGUCACGGAAAGGUCUCGGUAGUUUUUCACUGCCUGGUACCACUGGCGGGAAGACCGCCAGGAUUUCCUCUCCGUGACGCAGGCGCGGGCUGGGGUGAGAGGCUGCAGGAAUGGGCUUAACUUAGGAAGCGAAGAACUCAUCUCCAUGAAGGGCAGGCCAAGAAAGCAGUAAAAUCUGAACACUUUCAGCAAUAGGAGGCAAAAGAAGUUGGACUGGUGGGGACUUGUUAAGAGCCUGGCAAAGAGACACGUGUGUUAAUAACUCUUGGUGGAAAGACGCCUACUGCUGCUCCUCAAGUCUCCGGAGGACGCUCUCAGGAUUUUACAGUCCAUUGAAGGACAUCACGUGAGAAGUAUAGACUGAUUUGUUACCAGUGGUUUAUGCCCGUUUUCACCCUAGACUGCUUUCAGCCGCGCUGCCCACCCCGGGGGUAAACUGAAGAGGCGACCGUGGCUCGGCCUGGCCACCUGGAGGCCCAGAAGGCCGCCUGCUCACCACCUGUUGUCACAGCUGUGCGCCCAGGUGGGCAAGCUCUGGAUGAACAGAUAUUUGAAUUUUAAACUCAGGCCUAUGGAGGAUCCUUUUCCUUGUAAGAAGCCUGCACCACUUAGCAAGAAACUCAAAAAGGCAAGCGUGUUUUCCAAGCUUUCAAAAAAAAAAUCAGCUUUAGAAUUUUGUGUGGUAACGUGCAAUGCAGCAGAACUACCUAUAAGUUAAACUAUUUAUUUAUUUCUCUUCCAGAGUAUUGUUUUUAUUAGGUUGAUUUUUCCCUUCAGUAGUGAAUGAUGUGACCAAUCAAGGAGACCUCUUUGUUCUGCUAACUCAGACUUGAUUUUACAGUUGGAAAUUGUAUCAACCAAGGGAGAAUCUUUAAAUGUUUUUUAUUUGAACGAUGUUUUCCAUUCAAAGUAAGAAUACUUAUUUUGGGGGAUGGUUGUGAUGUCCCUCCACUUUCUACAUUUGGCAGCUUCAUGUUGUCACACUCCACACGGAUGGGUGUUAAGAAUCAAUAAAAUGGAUGUUCAUCCGCUGGCCCAUAGACUCUGUGUGAACUGCUCUCUUGUGAUUUAAAUAGGUUUUUCUCUGAUGUCUGAAUCUUGGUACAUGUUAGAAUGUUUAAUUGAACUUAAAUCUAAAUUCAGUAAAAUAAAUUGUCUGAGUCUGACUACGCACA
Molecule: messenger RNA, 5864 nt
Organism: Vicugna pacos (alpaca)
Lineage: Eukaryota; Metazoa; Chordata; Mammalia; Artiodactyla; Camelidae
Source: RefSeq, a predicted model, not a curated record